AUGGCGGCUAAGAAGGCCUGCCAAUCCUUUUCCAAGGGAUUGAUCGAGGACGUUCACAGAUGGAGUUGUUUGAAGCAGACGGGGGUGAGCUUGAGGUAUAUGAUGGAAUUUGGGUCCAAACCCACUGAUAGGAAUUUGCUGAUUUCCGCUCAGUUCCUUCACAAGGAGCUUCCCAUUAGGAUUGCUAGAAGAGCUAUUGAGCUCGAGAGGCUUCCAUAUGGAUUAUCUGAAAAACCUGCUGUCCUGAAGGUCCGAGAUUGGUACUUAGAUUCCUUCCGUGAUCUCAGAACUUUUCCUGAGAUCAAGAAUAUGAAUGAUGAGAAAGAAUUCACUGAAAUGAUUAAGGCCAUCAAGGUGAGACACAACAAUGUGGUGCCCACAAUGGCAUUAGGCAUUCAACAGUUAAAGAAAGGCAUGGCUCCAAAGAUAGUUUAUGAAGAUCUUGAUGAUAUUCAGCAGUUCCUUGAUCGCUUCUACAUGUCAAGAAUUGGAAUCCGUAUGCUUAUUGGGCAGCACGUUGAGUUGCACAAUCCCAAUCCUGCUCCGCAUGUUGUAGGUUAUAUUCAUACAAAAAUGUCUCCGAUGGAGGUGGCAAGGACUGCUAGUGAAGAUGCUCGUGUUAUAUGUUAUCGUGAAUAUGGCAGUGCUCCAGAUGUUCAGAUUUAUGGGGAUCCUGGUUUUACUUUUCCGUAUGUUCCCGCUCACUUGCAUCUUAUGGUAUUCGAGCUGGUUAAGAACUCACUGCGUGCUGUCCAAGAGCGAUUUAUGGAUUCUGACAAAGUUGCCCCUCCCAUCAGAAUAAUAGUGGCUGAUGGGGAAGAGGAUGUUACCAUAAAGGUUUCAGAUGAGGGAGGUGGAAUUCCAAGAAGUGGCCUUCCCAAAAUUUUUACAUAUCUCUACAGUACUGCUAGAAACCCAUUGGAUGAGCAUUCAGAUAUUGGAACAGCUAAUGCUGUGACAAUGGCUGGAUAUGGAUAUGGUCUUCCUAUUAGCCGCUUGUAUGCUCGGUACUUUGGGGGUGAUCUUCAAAUCAUCUCUAUGGAAGGAUAUGGGACCGAUGCGUAUCUGCAUUUAUCUCGUUUGGGUGGUUCUCAGGAACCUUUGCCCUGAAAGUAAUUAUUCUGGUUCCUCCUAACUCCAAGUUACCACAAGUUACUGGAGGAAGCACUUUGCAAGAUAAAAGGAUUGUGACUCCAGAAAAUAACAAAUUUACUGUCAAUCUUCCAUUCUUCUAAUCGGUAAUUUUCUUGUAGAUAUGACAUUAUACAAUGCUCGACGAUUAUGCAUGAGAAAUGAUUCUCUCGUUCCCGU
Neltuma alba is the source of this 1311-nucleotide messenger RNA. Its product is annotated as pyruvate dehydrogenase (acetyl-transferring) kinase, mitochondrial-like. Lineage: Eukaryota; Viridiplantae; Streptophyta; Magnoliopsida; Fabales; Fabaceae. Gene Ontology annotation, biological process: protein phosphorylation; regulation of glucose metabolic process. Gene Ontology annotation, molecular function: pyruvate dehydrogenase (acetyl-transferring) kinase activity. Gene Ontology annotation, cellular component: mitochondrion. The coding region runs from base 1 to 1110 and encodes 369 amino acids. The record is from RefSeq and is a predicted model, not a curated record. The transcript has 6 exons.